Bacillus rossius redtenbacheri is the source of this 1185-nucleotide messenger RNA. RefSeq lists its product as uncharacterized. The transcript has 3 exons. NCBI's taxonomy places the organism in Eukaryota, Metazoa, Arthropoda, Insecta, Phasmatodea, Bacillidae. The record is from RefSeq and is a predicted model, not a curated record. Bases 355 to 801 code for a protein of 148 amino acids.
ACUUAUUUCCAUUGUUCUUUGGUUUCGUCUGCUAAAUAGUUCUUGUGCAUAUGCCAAGUGCAUAUGCCAUAUGCACACAGAUAUAAGCAUAGGCAUUUGUCCGUCGUGCGUUUGUCUAUUUUUGCCAAGUGUUUACAACAUUCAUCAUUGUGAAUGUUGUUAUACGUUGUGUAAUGCUUUGAGCAUGCUUCUUGGGUUUGAGAGUUGUCGGCACCUGGCUGCUUGGCACUUUGAAGAUUGAAGAUAUUCAAUAAGAAGUCGAAGUUUAUUAUUGUAUAGCAAUAGCAAUGAUGCAUUAAUUUUUAUAGAAAUAUUUAUGCGAUUAUAGUCUACUGUGGCUGCGUGCUAAAUGGAAUGGCAGGAUGUGUCCGCAAGUGUGGCAGCGUGUCCCCGGAGAGCAGGAAGCGGUACACGGAGAGCUUGGCCAACGUGCUGGCAUCGUCGGAUGGCCAGGAGAGGUUCCGUUCCUUCCUGGAGAGCCGGGGCUUUGUCGGCGAUGCCGACACGCUCACCUUUUGGGCGCUGUGCAACAAGCUGAUCAACCGGCACCACGGAGCCAACAUCACUGCCUACAGACUGCGGAAGCUGAAGAUGAAAACCAAGCGGGUGGCUGAGUUCGCGGAGGAGCAGGAUGUGAACCUCGACGCGGGGGAGCUGGAGCGGCUGCACAGCGCCGCGGACUGCGACGACGCCGCCAGCAUCCUGGGCACCCUCGAGGACGCCAGGCAGAGUGCCUUCAACCUGCUCGGCGACAAGCACAGCCUCUUCUGCGUGCACCUGUUGAAGUCCCGGAAGACUUGACGCACUUUGCUGUCCGGCUCUCGCAGCCUUUCGAUGUUUGUCCCGCUGUAAUUGUAGCGUCACCGUGCACCUGUCGUAUCCGUAGCGAUGUGCUGGGAAGGUGUGUUUGCUGGGGUGCGUUGAGCCGCGGCUCGUCGACUCUCUUUUGCAACAUCAGAGACGAGGAAAUACGUCGGAACUUGCAAAUUGUUAUUUAUUGUAAACUGGGGAUGACCUCCUACCCGUGGGGCCCAUCAGAGUUUUCAUGUUGAUUAUUAUAAUCACUUCAACUUUCAGCACGCUGUUAUACAUUUUUUUAUUUUAUUAAAGUCAAGUUUUGUUACUUUGCUGCUUAGGCAAUAGCAGUAAAAUUAUAAAUAAAAUCAUCACAUUAAGUACCUUAAA